Lingula anatina is the source of this 716-nucleotide messenger RNA. RefSeq names its product 15-hydroxyprostaglandin dehydrogenase [NAD(+)]-like. Lineage: Eukaryota; Metazoa; Brachiopoda; Lingulata; Lingulida; Lingulidae. The record is from RefSeq and is a predicted model, not a curated record. Gene Ontology annotation, molecular function: oxidoreductase activity, acting on the CH-OH group of donors, NAD or NADP as acceptor. Gene Ontology annotation, cellular component: cytoplasm.
GUUUACAGGAACAUAGCUCUGCUUAACUGUUCUGAGGCAGAGCAGUUCGAGGAAAGUAUCCGUUCUCUACAGCCGAGAGGAGUAUCAGAAACUACCUACAAGACACUGAAGUUCAUGACACUAUGAUAAUCCAGGACAAAGUGGCGUUUGUUACUGGCGGGGCACAGGGGAUAGGACGCGCUAUAUGUAAGGCACUGCUGACAAAAGGAGCCAAGGUUAUUAUAGCGGAUAUCAACGUCACAGAGGGGAAGUCGACAGCGUCAGAGUUUGCCACUGAGUAUGCUGAUAACGUCACCUUCAUUGAAUGUGACGUCACAAAUCAAGAAAGUGUGGAAGGCAUUAUGCCCUUUUUCGCCUGUCCCUCAUAUUGUGCCUCAAAGUAUGGCAUCGUUGGAUUCACAAGGUCUAUUGCUAUGAGUCCAGAUUUUGAUUUGCACAAAGUACGCAUGAACUGCCUAUGCCCGGACAUGGUUGAUACCCCCAUGAUCAGCCGUUUUUCCAAAGAAGGCGAAAAGAAAGGGUUUAUUAUCCAUUAUGAUCACGUCAAAGAUGCAGUGAAGCAACCACCGCUAAAGCCACCUGCAGUGGCUGAUGUAUUCAUAGACCUGGUUGAGGAUGAAAGCAAGAAUGGAGCGGCUUUGCUUAUCCCACGAAAGGGUCCUCCGCGAGACAUCGAGUUUCCGGUAUAUCAGUGACAACCACUUACAGAAGAAGCC